AUGUCUCGGCAGUCCACCAUCACCUUCCACUCUGGCAGCCGCAGGGGCUUCAGCACCGCCUCGGCCACUACACCUGCAGCAGGGCGCUCCCGCUUCAGCUCUGUCUCUGUGGCCCGCUCAACUGGGGGCAGCGGGGGACUGGGCAGGAUCAGUAGUGCUGGGGCAAACUUUGGAAGCCGAAGUCUCUACAACCUGGGGGGGACCAAGAGGGUCUCCAUUGGUGGGUGCGGUGGCAGCUUCCGAAGCGGUUUUGGUGGCAGGGCUAGUACUGGAUUUGGGAUCAGCAAUGGAUUUGGCUAUGGUGGUGGUGUUGGAGGAAGCUUUGGUGGUCCUGGAUUCCCAGUCUGUCCUUCUGGAGGCAUCCAAGAGGUCACCAUCAACCAAAGUCUCCUGACUCCCCUCAACCUUCAAAUCGAUCCCAGCAUCCAGCGGGUACGGAAGGAGGAACGUGAGCAAAUCAAGACCCUCAACAACAAGUUUGCUUCCUUCAUUGACAAGGUGCGCUUCCUGGAGCAACAGAAUAAGGUCCUGGAAACCAAGUGGAACCUCCUGCAGGAGCAGGGCUCUAGGACAGUGAGGCAGAGCCUGGAGCCCCUGUUUGACACCUACAUCAAUGACCUCCGACGGCAGCUGGAUGGCAUCACCACGGAAAGGGGCAGGCUGGAGGCCGAGCUGAGGAACAUGCAGGAGGUUGUAGAAGAUUUCAAGGUCAGGUAUGAAGAUGAAAUUAACAAGCGCACAGCUGCUGAGAAUGAAUUUGUGGCCCUGAAAAAGGAUGUGGAUGGCGCCUAUAUGAACAAGGUGGACCUGGAGGCCAAGGUCGAUGCUCUGACUGACCAAGUCAACUUCUACCGGAUGAUCUUUGAGGAAGAGCUGUCCCAGAUGCAGACCCAGGUCAGCGACACCUCUGUGGUCCUGUCCAUGGACAACAACCGCAACCUGGACCUGGACAGCAUCAUUGCCGAAGUCAAGGCCCAGUAUGAGGACAUUGCCAACCGCAGCCGGGCUGAGGCUGAGUCCUGGUACCAGACCAAGUAUGAGGAGCUGCAGGUCACGGCUGGCAGACAUGGUGACGACCUCCGAAACACCAAACAAGAGAUUUCUGAGAUGAACCGGGUAAUCCAGAGGCUGAGAGCAGAGAUUGACAGCGUCAAGAAGCAGUGCUCUAGCCUGCAAACAGCCAUUGCUGAUGCCGAACAGCGUGGAGAGCUGGCCCUGAAGGAUGCACGGGCCAAGCUGGUGGACCUGGAGGAGGCCCUGCAGAAGGCCAAGCAGGAUAUGGCCCGGCUGCUGCGUGAAUACCAGGAGCUCAUGAAUGUCAAGCUGGCCCUGGACGUGGAGAUCGCCACCUACCGCAAGCUGCUGGAGGGCGAGGAGUGCAGGCUAAGUGGAGAAGGAGUCUCUCCGGUUAACAUCUCUGUGGUCACCUCCACACUUUCCAGUGGCUAUGGCAGUGGAAGUGGCAUUGCAGGUGGAAGCCUGGGUUUCGGUGGAGGCAGCAGCUACUCCUUCACUACCAGUGGCGGGCACAGCCUGGGCACAGGCCUGGGAGGCUCUGGCUUCACUGCCAGUAGUGGCAGGGGCCCAGGGGGCAGUGGCUCUAGCAUCAAGUUCAUCUCCACCACAUCCUCCAGCAGGAAGAACUACAAGCACUAA
This is a messenger RNA of Octodon degus (degu), 1656 nucleotides long. RefSeq names its product keratin, type II cytoskeletal 75. Gene Ontology annotation, biological process: intermediate filament organization; keratinization. The record is from RefSeq and is a predicted model, not a curated record. Lineage: Eukaryota; Metazoa; Chordata; Mammalia; Rodentia; Octodontidae. Gene Ontology annotation, cellular component: keratin filament. Gene Ontology annotation, molecular function: structural constituent of skin epidermis. The coding region runs from base 1 to 1656 and encodes 551 amino acids. The transcript has 9 exons.